AUGAUCGAACAGAAACCGACGAGCAAAAAGCCAAAGUCGCCGCUCGGGAACGCGACGAACAAGACGAAGAAUAACAAAUCCGUGGAGGAGAUUUACCAAAAGAAGACGCAGCUCGAACACAUUUUGCUUCGUCCGGAUACGUACGUCGGGUCGUGCGAGCGAGCGGAGGAGAAGGCGUGGGUGUACGAUGCGGCGACAAAAUCUUUGACGCAUAAGCAAGUGUCCUUCGUGCCGGGGUUGUACAAGAUUUUCGAUGAAAUUCUCGUCAACGCGACGGACAACAAGGUGCGCGACCCAAAGAUGAAGGAACUCCGCGUGGACAUCGACGUCGAGCAAGGGCUGAUUCGAGUGUAUAACGAUGGUAACGGCAUUCCCGUAGAAAUGCACAAAGACGAAGGCGUUUACGUCCCGGAACUCAUCUUUGGUCAUCUUUUGACGUCGAGCAACUACGACGACAACGAAAAGAAGGUUGUCGGCGGGCGCAACGGUUACGGCGCCAAGUUGGCGAACAUCUUCUCCACCGAGUUCAUCGUCGAAACGUGCGAUGGUUCGCGCGGAAAGCGAUAUCGUCAAGUGUUCAAGAACAAUAUGAGCGUCAAGGGCGAACCGGAACUUUCCAAGUGCAAGAAAAGCGAGAACUGGACUUGCAUCACAUUCAAACCAGACUUUGAGAAGUUCGGCAUGGAGUCCCUCGUGAACGAAGACGUCGCGGCUUUGAUGUGCAAGCGCGUGUACGACGCGGCGGGUAACAUCGGCAAAAACACAAACAUUUACUUGAACGGCGAAAAGCUCGAGGUGAAGGGUUUCAGUGAUUACGUGAGUUUGUACUUGGAUGGCCAAGCGAACGCGCCAAAGAUUUUCGAAAAGACGAUGGAUCGAUGGGAAGUGUGCGUCACCAUCUCCGACACCGCGCAGUUCCAGCAGUGCUCGUUCGUGAACGGUAUUUGCACCAUGAAGGGUGGUACGCACGUGAACUCGGUCGCAGAUCAAAUCUCUCAAAAGCUGUUGGAGAAGAUUCAGAAGAAGGAAAAGAGUUGCAAGAAUUUGAAGGCGUUUCAAGUGAAGAACCAUCUUUGGGUAUUCGUCAACGCGCUCAUCGAGAACCCGGCGUUUGAUUCACAAACCAAAGAGACCCUCAUCACGAGACCGAACAAGUUUGGCAGCGCUUACGCGCCUUCAGAUGCCAUCAUCAAGAAGCUCAUGGAGUCGGGCGUCGUCGACAACAUCAUGUCGUGGGCGCAGUUCAAGCAGAGCAAGGAACUCAAGAAGACGGAUGGUGCCAAACGAUCGCGUCUGACAGGUAUUCCAAAGCUUGACGAUGCUAACGAUGCCGGUGGACGCAACUCUGAGUCUUGUACUUUGAUUCUCACCGAAGGGGAUUCCGCGAAGGCGCUCGCCGUGAGCGGUCUCUCCGUCGUCGGGCGCGACAAGUACGGCGUCUUCCCGCUUCGAGGUAAACUCUUGAACGUCCGCGAUGCUUCGCAUGAGCAAAUCAAGAACAACACCGAAAUCAAUCAUAUCAAGCAAAUCCUUGGUUUACAGCACGGUAAGGAGUACGACAGCGCGAAAUCGCUGCGUUACGGCAAGCUCAUGAUCAUGACCGAUCAGGAUCACGACGGUUCGCACAUCAAGGGCUUGCUCAUCAACUUUUUGCACGCUCACUUCCCGUCUCUACUCAAGAUUCCUGGGUUUUUACUCGAGUUCAUCACGCCAAUCAUCAAGGCGACCAAGGGUAAGCAGUCGAAGGUGUUCUACACUAUGCCCGAGUACGAAGCGUGGAAGGAAGCGAACGACGGCACGUCUGGCUGGAGCAUCAAGUAUUACAAGGGUCUCGGUACUUCUACCGCCAACGAAGCAAAAGAAUACUUUGCGUCUCUCGAUCACCACCGAAAGAGCUUUGUCUGGCAAAGUGACGGUGACGGUGACUUGAUUGACAUGUCGUUCAGCAAAAAGCGCGUCGUAGAUCGCAAGGCGUGGCUUACGGCGUACGAACCGGGGACUUUCUUAGACAUGACCGGUGAAGACAUUCGAUACGACGAAUUUAUCAACAAGGAGCUCAUUUUGUUCUCUAGAGCCGACUUGUUGCGCUCUAUUCCCAGUAUGGUGGACGGUUUCAAACCGUCGCAGCGCAAAGUUCUCUUCUCGUGCUUCAAGCGUAAGCUGAAGUCCGACAUCAAAGUGGCGCAGUUGAGUGGUUACGUCUCCGAGCACUCCGCCUACCAUCACGGUGAAGCUUCUCUCGCGAUGACAAUUGUCAACUUGGCGCAAGACUUCGUCGGUUCGAACAACAUCAACUUGCUCGUGCCGAGCGGGCAGUUCGGUACUCGCUUACAAGGCGGUAAGGAUCAUGCGAGCCCUCGUUACAUCUUCACUCGCUUGCACGAAGUGUGCCGCGCGAUGUUCCCGGAGUGUGACGAUGCGUUGUUGAACUACCUCGAUGAAGACGGUCAGCGCAUCGAGCCGGAUUAUUACUAUCCGGUUCUCCCGCUCGUGUUGGUGAACGGCGCUGAAGGCAUCGGUACGGGAUGGUCGACGAGUAUUCCGAACUUCAACCCGCGAGAUUUGAUCGCAAACAUUCGACUCGUGCUCGAAGGCGAGAGUCCGGUGCAAAUGCAUCCGUGGUACAGACACUUCAAGGGUUCGAUCACGGAAGAACUCGUCAAGGGCGAGACGCGCUACAACGUCACCGGCUCGUACAACAUUCGCGAUGAGUGCACGUUGGAAGUCACCGAGUUGCCGUUGCGAUCGUGGACCUCGGAUUACAAGGAGUUCCUCGAAGAAAUGCUUGUGCCAAAAACGAAAACUGCCAAGCCGUUCAUCACCGACUACAAGGAGUACCACACCGACAGCACCGUGCACUUUGUGAUCACGAUGCCGCCGGAGAACUUGGCCGCCGCGCAAGCGUCUGGCAUCGAGAAGAAGUUCAAGUUGAGCACCAAGCUGAACAUCACCAACAUGCACUUGUUCAACGAACAAGGUGUGAUCACCAAGUACUCUUCUCCGGUCGCCAUCUUAGAGGCGUUCGUUCCUCUGCGUCUCAAGGCGUACUCGCAACGCCGAGAAAUGUUGAUUCGUCUCGCCGAGUCUCAGCUCAAGCGCUUGUCGAACAAGAUGCGAUUUAUUCUCGCUGUCGUCGAUGGAAGCCUUGUCGUGAACCGCAAGAAGAAGCAAGAACUCAUCGCUGAGCUCGAAGCUUUGUGCUAUGAUCGUCUUCCGAAGACCGACAAGGGUUCCGUCGCCGAACUCGACGAAGACGGCGAGUUCAUCGCCAACGAUGUCGCCGGGUCUUACGAUUACCUCCUGGGCAUGCCUCUUUGGAAUUUGACGCUCGAGAAAGUUGACGAGCUGUGCGCAGAAAAAGAAGCCAAGGAAGCAGAAGUCGCUGAGCUUCACAAGACGACGGAGAAGGACUUGUGGAUGAAGGAUCUUGACACCCUGGAGCAGACGCUCGAGCUCCUCGACGCCGAAGACGAAGAAUCCCGAAUCGUUCUUGAGAAGCAACAACGCGCGGCGGCGCGAAACAACACCGCUGCGGGUAAGAAAGCCGCGAAGAAGAAGAUGGCGAAGCAGCGCGCGGCGAACAGCAGCGACGAAGAUGAAUGGGACGAUGACUUUAGCGACGACGAUUUCGAAAUCGCCAAACCGAAGAAGGCGGCGGCAAAGCCCAAGGCGGCGGCGAAGCCCAAGGCGGCGCCCGACUUUGGCGGCGAGAGCGAUUCCGAAGUCGUCGCCCCGGUGGCGCCGAGAUCGACCGCUCGCCCGGCGAGAGCCCGGACGGCGAAAACUUACGUGGUCGACGAUUCCGACGAUUCUGAAGACGACGUUUCGGAGGAAGACGACGACGACGAUGAUGAGAGUGACUUUUCCGAAUCUGAAUAA
Messenger RNA from Ostreococcus lucimarinus CCE9901, 3879 nucleotides. RefSeq lists its product with no specific name. Gene Ontology annotation, molecular function: DNA topoisomerase type II (double strand cut, ATP-hydrolyzing) activity; DNA binding; ATP binding. Lineage: Eukaryota; Viridiplantae; Chlorophyta; Mamiellophyceae; Mamiellales; Bathycoccaceae. The coding region runs from base 1 to 3879 and encodes 1292 amino acids. Gene Ontology annotation, biological process: DNA topological change; resolution of meiotic recombination intermediates; sister chromatid segregation. The transcript has 2 exons. Gene Ontology annotation, cellular component: nucleus. The record is from RefSeq and is a predicted model, not a curated record.